Messenger RNA from Vicia faba (fava bean), 2661 nucleotides. The record is from the annotation of a GenBank genome assembly. Lineage: Eukaryota; Viridiplantae; Streptophyta; Magnoliopsida; Fabales; Fabaceae.
AUGCUUCAAAAUACUGAUAAACUUUGGACAUGUUUACCUUCUCAUAAUAAACCUAUCUCUACAAUCUCCCAUUCCGUCUCUUCCUGUACCCGCCAAGAACCACCAUACGCGAAGCUACAAGAAGGCUCCUAUAGCCUACACCGCAUCUCGCAACGCAAGGAAAUGGAUCGUAGUUGGAUGUAUGAUAGGUUCAAUCCACAUAGGAGAGGCUUGAAAUUUGAGUUCGUUAGUGGAGUUCAGGAGUUUAUUAAGAAGGCUAAGGAACAACCCUGCUUUUUGUCUGAGAAAAAGAUCAAGUGUCCGUGUGAAACGUGCAAGUGUGUAAAGUCUUUCACUCCAAGAGAUGUGAAAGCUCAUUUGUACAAAAGUGGGUUUAAACCAAACUAUUCAAUCUGGACUGAGCACGGAGAACUAGAGCAAAAUAUUUGUCCAAUGAAUCAAUCAAAUAGUAGUGAAUAUAUGGAGGAGGAGGUGGUGGUGGAAGAGGAGGAGGAUCCUAAAACUCCUCAUAUGGAGGCGUCGGAAGAGGAGGAUCCCAAAACUCCUGACAUGGAGGAGUCGGGAGAGGAGGAGGAUCCCGAAACUCCUCAAGAAAUGGAUACAAAUAAGCAGAAUGCUGAUGGUAAGGUUCUUAUACGGCCAUGUGGGUUAGGGUGGGCUCCUAGCGCAGCGCCUGCUGCUGCGAUUAAACAGGUCAUCCAGUCCCACUUUCCGGGUCCAUUUCAUUGCUGGAGGGAGACCCCAGAGGAUGUAAGGGAAUAUUGGUGGAAAUUGUUUGGGGACAAGGUUGCUUGGGAUCCUCAUGAUCACAGAAAUAUCAAAAAGACGUUUCAGUCGAGAGGCGCAAAACGCCUUUCAGAUAUGCUCUCAAAAGUGAGGAAGAAGGGGACAAGGCCUCAUUGGAUAUGUGAGGAGGCUUGGAAGGGUCUUAUUGUCCAUUGGGAGGGUGAAGCCUUUCUAAAGAUCUCUACCCAAAAUAAGACCAAUCGGGCUUCAGGUAAAGGUGGAGCAGUCCACACCACAGGCCGCAAGGCUCAUGUUGAUGUGGCACUUAGCAUGGCUCAAGAACUUGGGCGGUCUGUGGAUCCCGAUGAGCUCUUCUUGGCUACCCAUAAAAAGAAGUCUGGAAAUUGGGUUGAUAACCGCUCUCAAACAACAUAUAAACAUUAUCAAGAUCGUCUGAAGGAGGUAGAAACACAAAUUGGUGAGGCCUCCCAGAAUGGGACACAGAAGGUAGAUGGGGCAACAAAGCUUGAAUUGUGGAAAGAGGUUGCUGGGGGAAAGUCUCGAGGUCGUUGUUAUGGCACUGCAGAUUUUUCUAUAAACCUCCGACAUGGUGCAACUUCGCUGACUCAGGAGUCUCGAGAACCUUACAGUGGCAGGUGUGAUCAUGCUAUGCAUCUUGAGGCCAUUGAUGCAGCUCGUAAGGAAGCUGCUGCAGCACGUCAGGAGGCAUCCACAGCACGUCAGGAGGCAGCUGAGGCAAAACAACAUUUUAUGCUGUUGGAGGAGAAGUUCUUCAAGGUAAUGAAUCACAUGAAAACUCUGGAGCGCAAAUCAGCAGGUGCUUCCAUAAGUGUGGUUCGAGCUCAUAGGAGACAUCCUCACAAUGAUGAUGACCAUUCACUAGAUGAGGUCUUACCAGUCCGUCGGCGAAAGGAACAACUAGCUAUAAGGCGGCAUCCUCGUUAUGAUGAAGAUUAUUCACUAGAUGAGAUCUCACCGGACCGUCGCCGAAAGCAACGUUGGUCUCAAAGUCGACGUCCUCACUAUGAUGAUGAUGGUGAUGAUGAUGAUGAUGAUAAUUCGCUAGAUGGGAUCAUACAACAUCAAGCUAAAAGGGGACAGCCUCACUAUGACGAUGAUGAUUUGCUUGAUAGGGGGCAUCCUCACUAUGCUGAUGCCGAUUCGCCAGAGGAGGACAUAUCAAAGCAACAUCAAGUUAAAAGGGGACAUCCUCACUAUGAUGAAGAAGAUUUGCUAGAUAGGGGGCAUCCUCACUAUGCUGAUGAUGAUUUGCCAGAUGAGGUCGUACCAAAACAAAAUCGGGCUCCAAGGAGUCAUCCUCGAUAUGAUGAUGAUGAUCUGCCAGAUAGGUGGCAUCACCACUAUGAUGAUGAUGAUUUGCUAGAUAGGAGGCAUCACCACUAUGAUGAUGAUGAUUUGCCAUAUGAGGUCAUACCAAAGCAAAAUCGGGUUCCAUGGGGACAUCCUCACUAUGAGAAUGACAACUUGCUAUAUGAGGCUGCGCCAAAGCAACGUCAAGCUAAAAGGGGACAUCCUUACUAUGAUGAUGUUUUGCCAGAAGAGGUCUUACCAAAGCAACGUCAAGCUAAAAGGGGACAUCCUCACUAUGAUGAUGUUUCGCCAGAAGAGGUCUUACCAAAGCAGCGUCACGCUAAAAGGGGACAUCCUCACUAUGAUGAUGUGUCCCCAGAAGAGGUUUUACCAAAGCAACAUCAAGCUAAAAGGGGACAUCCUCAUUAUGAUGAUGUUUCGCCAGAAGAGGUCUUACAAAAGCAACGUCAAGCUAAAAGGGGACAUACUCACCACGACGACGAUUUGCUAGAUGAGGUUUUACCAAAGCAUCAUCAAGCUAAAACGGGACAUCCUUACCAUGAUGAUUCACCAGCUAGUCACCGCAGUCGUUACCGUCAUUGA